GAUGAAUCGCAAACUUGGAGGCUAGUACUGAAAAGUCUCCUUUUACUAGGAAUAACAGUACUAAAAAUGAUAACAUAACCAUUGUGGCUUGCUUAAUGGCUGAGUGAGGACUCCUUAGUCGUUCAUACUCAACAAAAAGAGUAAGGAUGCUGCUGCACCGGACCCCCUUUAUACAAAAGCGAGCCGUCCCCCAAACAAACCAUUCAUCCACCUUCGCCCAAGACAAGUCAAGCUCUGCCUAUUCAUACAGUAUUAAAAUAUCUUCAGUUGCAACUCUCCGUUCGCUUCCAUUAAUUGGCUCGCGAAUCACAGUAUCACUGCUUUCUUCUGAGCUCCAACGUGGUGGACUGGAAGCACCAUCCAUUCCAUGCAAAGCUUUUCGAAUUCUCGCUGCCAUUUCAGCAGCUUCCCCAGGAUAUCCUGUACUAGAGCGCGCAAGAACUCGAUUUCGAGAAGAUUUGGCGGACAGUUCUCCCGAAGUUUGGCGGGAUUUAGAUCUCAAGGGCAACUUCGUGAACAUCUCAAUCUGCUUCUCCGCCACUUCAGCUCUGGAUUUCCAGUGUUCAGUCUCUUUCUUUGUUUCCCUCAAUUGCUCACUGAGAGUCCCAAUAUCAAGGGACCCUCGGGCCUCGAGCUGCUUUUUCAGUUGUCGGACCUCCUCGGUUUUUGCUGCGAGCUGUCUCCGGAGAGUUCGGAUCUGGGCAUACAGCACUGAAUUGCUACGACCUGGAAGAGGGCUCCCGGCUGGACUGACAGAACGCGAACUCGAAAAUACAUCUCUAAAAGGCGAGUCUGGAUGUACAAAGCCAGCCCUAUCAGCGAGACUGGGCCUGGAGUUUACACAAUUGAGCUCGGCUUCUCUGAAGCUAAAAUUUAUUGGGAGCUUUUUGAGGUCAAUAGUACCAGCAGGUCCAUCAAACUUUGGAACUUCGGUCGAAACCGCGGAAGGAAAUCCAGCUACAGCUUCUGGAGAAACAGGGGACUGUAAUGAGGCUGGGAUUUGCAUGGUACAUAUUGCGACAUGUUCGUCAUGGCCGGGUGAGGUCGAACACCUAGCAGAGGAAAUUGACUGUUGCUGCACUUCCUCAACAGCCUCUCCAAAGGGCGUCUGGGGUACAAACGCACACUCCGUAUCCCCGUUGGAUGAAUUUGGCAGAUUUGUUUCUGUUGGAGAUGUAAUGUCUAGAGAACAUGGAGUCUUUCGGCAUCCAAGCGGACUCAACUUAGACAUAGGAGGCGACUGCGUUGACGCUGGAACACCUCCAGGAGAUGAGUUAGCAGCAUGGAUGGUUAUUUCAUCUUUCCCAGCAAGUGAUGUCCUUCGGCUCAAAUUCAAAGUUGUAUCAAGAAGUAAUUUGCGGCUGGCGACCAAAGAACUGCGUCUUGAUUGUGGUGUAAUGGCGGAUUUUCCUGAUUUCUGAGACUUCGUAGGAGAUGGUGGAUUGGUCGUAUAUGGAGCGACCAAGCUUUCCUUGGGAGAACCGGCACAAUUUUGAUCCUCUCUAGCCAAGAACUCGGUG
Hyaloscypha bicolor E is the source of this 1520-nucleotide messenger RNA. RefSeq lists its product as uncharacterized. The transcript has a single exon. NCBI's taxonomy places the organism in Eukaryota, Fungi, Ascomycota, Leotiomycetes, Helotiales, Hyaloscyphaceae. The record is from RefSeq and is a predicted model, not a curated record. Bases 147 to 1421 code for a protein of 424 amino acids.